Spirometra erinaceieuropaei is the source of this 27324-nucleotide messenger RNA. NCBI's taxonomy places the organism in Eukaryota, Metazoa, Platyhelminthes, Cestoda, Diphyllobothriidea, Diphyllobothriidae. The record is from the annotation of a GenBank genome assembly.
AUGUGUAAACAGGAAGCUUCCGAUUCCUUUGAUCCCCUGAGUACCCGAACAACUAUUUACCAAUAUGGAUCCUCUAACUGCCCACAGGGAGAUGACACAAUUCACAGUGUAAGCGAAGAUGAACAGGUCGCAUUUUGUGGUUGGCUCGAAAGGUAAUACGGUAGACGCUAUAAAAGUUGCCGAUAGGAAUUUGAGUGAUGAGAAGUCAUGUGCACGUUAUUUCCCAUUUAACGAAGACGGCUCGGACCUUUACACAAAAUGCAACGACGGUUUCCUUCUUUGGUUUGUCUGUUAAUUUUAUUACUCAAGCAGUUGGGAUUAUGGUUCAGGAUUUUAGUUUAAAUGCUGCACCUUUUCAUUUAACAUGUAAAAUAACCCAAGUCAGAUCCAGUAAUAAUUGACCAAAGUUCAAAAAUCUUCUUUUCAUUCAGUGCUUUGAAUAGCUAAGAUAACUAACUUCAUACCGUUUGCUAUGAAUGUUCGCGCAUUUUAUUCUUUUCUGCUAUUCGACAAUGGUUGUAUUUGCCCGCUUGGGCAAAGUGGUAUUAAUUAAUCUAAAUAAAGAAUAAGUUAUAGUGAAAUCACAAUAAUGGGCGCAUCGCCAAUCUACUGGCAGACAAAAUCAUUUAUAAUGAUUUUAAAUUAGUGUGAGAAAUUGCCAACAGGUAUGCUUAAAUUUAAUGUGACCAGAUUUUUUAGGUUCUCCUAAGCCGUGUGAAUAAUUGAAAUUCAAAUCUAAUUACCUUAGGAUUUAAACCUCAGUUAUUUACUAUGAAAACUACCCAUAUAUCAUUUACAGCGCUCUUGUGAUUUUUUUAAGCAAAAUAAUCAACUGCUCAGCACCAAAUACCAUAGACCUUCGGGCCUUGCACAGAGGUUCAAAGCUAACCCGAUACCAGAUAAUGGAGAACAUUACACUUGCCCUAAACAGCGCUCGUGCAAUUGGAUGCAACGUAGUAAAUAUUGACGCAGCUGACAUCCAAGAAGGUACACGCCAUCUUCUUCUUGGCCUCUUAUGGCAGAUUAUUAAAGUAAGGCUUUACGCAUUUGCACGUGUUACUAUAUAAAUAUUUGAACGUUAUAUUGGGUCUUCAAGAAGACUUUUAACUUUUCUUGUCAAACAUAAUCCUGAACAUAUAUGUCAACCUAAAAACAUUCCAUUAAAUCAAAUGUAACUAGCAUAAUAAGAGGAAUCGCUAAAGCAUAUGCUCUAAAGAAAUGUUAUAAAGUAUUCUUAUCAGUAUUGUCAGAUUAUUAUGUAAAAGAGUGACGCCGAUUCUUAGGUAGUGUUGUCCUUUUCUUUGUGAAAACAAACGGUACUGCCAGCCCGCACAUCGGUUAGCAACGUGGUGCACUACCUGAAUGUUAAGAAGCCUAGCAGACUUACUUUGUAUUAACUGCUUCGCCUUGGUUAAUAUGGUCUAUCAAAAUACUUCACUAAAUCUUCCUCUAAAUGAAUCACGGGAAAAUAUUUGGCCAAAGUGUUAGUACUACAACAGCUUAUAAAUAAUUCAAAAUCUGAACAUUGCUAAAUAAUCAUCGAUAUUGAGUGAGAGCACUUGCCACUGCAACGAUGGUGGCAAAGACAGAAUUUACUACAAAGCUAACAGUAAAAUUAAAACUUCGAAAACUUAACCGCCAUCUAAAAUUCGACGAUGUUAGUUGUGCGAUCAACUUUUCGCCAACCAAAAUGAAGUUUAGCUUGUGUUACAAGUUAAAAAGACAACCAGACAGAGAUUGUAGUGUCAUGAGAGGAGAAUUAACAGUCAUCGGUUCUUGGUUGAAGCCAAAUUUGCCUUUUAUUUUAGAGAACAAUAAUUAUUUGGACUAAUUUUAUCCUAUGAAAACUGUCUCGCAGUGUUUAAGCAUAAGCAAUAUUUCUGCCUUUGCUAUCGAUUUGUCUCUUUAAUAUUUCGUUGUCACUAUAGAUUACUAGACUGUUAAUUCCCUUCUUAUAGAUAAAUAACCGAGUCUAUGUAAAAUUCCGUAUUUAAUAAAACGUUAAAAGUCGGAAGAAGGCAGUUGGGCACUUUUGGUCGGCUUACAUAAAAUGCCCAGGAUAUGAAAUUUAGAAAGUUACAACCUUACAUCGUUAAUAUUACUCUGCCUCUGACCUACCUUCACUUUCCUCAUGUUUCUUACUGGUGAGGAGAGUGACACCUCAUAAAUGAAAUUCAUACCUUUUUAAAAAAUAAGAUAGACACCACGACGUUAAUUUCAUCAUAUUUUUAUCCUUAAAUGUAUACUUGCAUCGUUGGUACUUGAGUUAUCCAUGAUUUAGAUCGGCCUUCUCCGACAAAUUAACGUUGUCGCACAUGCAGAACUGGUGGCUCUUUUGGAUGACGAUGAGACGAUUACAGAAUUUGCCAAACUAUCUCCAGAGGAAAUUCUUAUGCGUUGGGUCAAUUACCAUCUAAAGCGCUCGAACUGUGAUGUACGAAUGGAGAACUUUUCAUUCGAUAUUAAAGUGAGUACUUCUACAACUCGCCUGGAGCAAAUGUUGCGGGUUUUUUAAAGAAUGGCAGACCAACCGUUUUUUAAACAAUGCAAUUACAGUUUCAAAUCUCGUAUCUUGUGUAUUCGCUAGUAUUAACUCGUCAAAUGCAAAGAAAGACGUUUUUAAUGCCUUGUUAUAUCGAGAUUUCAAUUAAACGUAUCCCGGUGGUUUUGCAUUUCUUCGUCAGACUUACAAAAACCCAUUCUCUAUAGUAAAUGCACUUGGCCUUAGAAAGCAGGCUGGACAAUACCUCUUAGGUUUCCAGUGUUGAUAUAGUUCGCAUUUUUUAGUGACAAGGCACACUCAUAAACCACUCUACCAGUCGCUACUGGUUUACCUGUGGAUUUCAAAAUACUGCUGUGUAAGUGAGCACAUAAAUGACAAUAAUAAAAAGAAUUUUUCAGCGCUAGACAAUUUUAGCCACAUUGGCAACAAGGUGAAUUUGCUAAGUGCAAAAAGAUGUCCACUAGAAUCGAUUUACAGUAGGUGGGCUAACUCAUGAAAUGUCAACUGAAAUCUCAAAAUGCGUUUUCGUUUGGAAAAAAAAUUAAUUAAAUAGAGUUGUAAAACUAAUCAUCAUGCAGCAUAAUUUUAUACUGAUCCGGCUACCUCAGAGUGUCGGCUUUAGUAAAAAUUUAUUUUCGACUGUUUGCAAGAACUAUGUACUGCAACGAUGACUACUUAAGUAGCAUGCAGUUUUCCCAUUGAUUUUCGAUGCCAUUGAAAAUUAAAUUAUUUUUCAUGGAAAACCUGCAUUAAAAUAUUCAUUCUUUCACUUUUUGGUAGAAAAUUACGUCUUCUUCCAAUUUUAUACUUAUAAUAAUGGUACAGUUUGGUUUUAAAGACAUUUCCAAUUCCCGAGUAAUUUCGAACCCGACCUGCUUUUACACUUGCAUUCAGGGUUUCAAAACUACAAGCCGUAUAUUUUCCGUGUAUGGAAAACCAUACAUUUCUAUACGGUAUUAAUAGAAAACCAUUUGGAGUUCAAAAUUUAGCAGUGAAUUUGAGCAAUAUUGUUAACUUUACACGCCACAUUCGUAAAUGCAGAUACAUGACGUUUUGUGAACGGCCAUUUCAUGGUAUUAAACAAUCUCACAAUCAAAAUUUUUUUGAAACUCGAUUGUACCCUUUUUCGGGUAUAAAAUUGAAAAAAAUACAUGACUUUCUAUCAAAAAGUGAAAGAAUAAAUGAUUUUAUGCAUGUUUUCUAUGAAAUAUAAUUGAAUUUUCAAGAGCAUCGAAAAUCGAUGAGAAAACUGUAUGCUACUUAAGUAGUAGUGUUUUUGCAGAGUGUAGUUGAGUACAGUCGAAGAUGAGUUCUUUCGAAAGCCGACACUCUGAGGUAACCGGAUCAUUAUAGAAUUAUGCUGCAUGAUGAUUAGUUUUACAACCCUACUUAAUUAAUCUUUUCGAAACGAAAACGCAUUUCGAGAUCUCGGUUGACAUUUCAUGAGUUAGCCCUCCCACUGUAGUAUUGUGCAUCACUUAAGUAGAGCUCAGACAUGCGGUUCACAUUUUUCAACUUUUAAAUGGACAGAACACAUUUCUGCCAAUAAAAAAGUAUUACACACUCAGGUAUAUUGGGGUGUAGAAGUUUUACAUCACGAUAAGAUUACGCUCAUAAUGCACUAGUAGCAGAAAGCCAAGUGGGAGCGGCAUUCAUUGGAGGGAAUAUGCACAUUUUAUUUUGCUUUAGAAGUCUGUCCUGCAUUCUGAAUAAGUUUUGGCAUAGACAUAAAAAAUCAAUAUUUUGGAAGUCUCUCUGGUAAGGGAGACUAGAACUCUUGUCUAAAGUUUAUCUAUUCGAUAUCAUCUCUAAGCCAGAAAACAUUAAGUUCACAUUCGAGUUAAGUUUUCAUUGAAGCAGACGUUUUGCCAUUUAAAUUACGGAGUUCGUACAGCAUAUGCUGCAGUUACGAAUCUUCAAAUUUGCUUGCAAAUGAUUUGCACUGACCGAGCCUGAUUGAAAACUGGAAUGCGGAGCUUUCACCUAACCCUUAGUGUAUGGUCUGAAGGCUCUAAAGAGCUGCAUGACGUUCAGUAAACAUUAAGGAAAAGACUUGCGAUAAGUCGAAGGAAGGAUAGACCAUCAUAUUCUGACAUGCUAACUCAAUGGUGACAGUAAUGUGCAAGUCUACUAAUGUUUAAUUCAGCAGGAUGCUAAGGGAGCAGGUUUGUAAGCUACUUCCUGUACUCCUGUGCUUUCCUGCGAAAUAUAUUUUAGUGCUGCAUCGAAGUUUGGGGUUCCCAGAAAAAACACUCCUGGUUUGAGAAAUUGGCCUUCUUUUCGGCAAGAAUAAUCUUAACAUAAAAUUUCUGACAACUGCCAUCACAUCGUAUUUUGGUAUCCUCUCAUGUGUCCUGUUUAAUUUCUUUUGUUGACCCAUUAGGUCGAGGGAUGUGGGAAGAGAUGCAAUAAGACGCAAAACUAUUCGAAUAUCUUGAUAGGUUAGUGGACGGUUGGCUACUGUUACUCUUCACCUCACGAUGUACGGACUUCCCUCCUUACCAAGAACACGGCCACCUUAUUACUAUGUAUAAAAGUUGGUUGACACGUCGUUUGCUCCAGCUGCACACCAUUCUGUUGGCUCUGUCGAGAAACCACGUGCUUGUUACCGGCUUGCAGUUAUGCGAAGAAUACAAAUGCAUGUGCGUGCCUAUAUUACCUCGUGCUUGUGUUCCUUACCGGCCGAGGGAGGCCAGAGCAGCACUUUCCUGUGAUGGUGUUGUCCUGCAGACUCAUUUGCAUACGCAUGACAUAUCCGCUCAUCGGAGAGUAUCCGGACGUUUGCCUUAGUGAGGCCUGUUCGAACGGCCUGACCACCAUUGUCACCACCAGCGCCGCCGCCGCCACCGCCACGCAUGUUACGUGUGUACUAAAUUCGUGCGGAUGACGACUAGAUAAUUGCAGAUAAUAGCUGCUUUAACACAUAUCUUCAGCUUGUGACGUGAACGGAAACUACUAAACGGCGGUGAAACAAAGGUUCACUGUCCUGGGUCAGCUCUACACCCAGGCUCUUUCUGUGAGGCAACAGAAUGGGCUCUGGUACCUGAAACGGACCACAGAGAGGCCAUUUGCAGAGGGUGGCAAAGAACCAGAAGGCAUUGUAGAUUCUCCGUAAAAUGUGAUUUGGCUCGAAGAACGGAAUGGCAACUUAAAUGUAAAAAUGUUUCAGUCCAUGCAAUGAUUGACAGGCAAUCAUCUGGUCCGAAUUUCCCCUCUAAGGAAAUGACGAUAAUGAUGUAUCAGAAGGAUCCAGAUGUGCAAAAUCGAAUAUUUCCUAGCAUUUUCGGAUAACAUGAACUAGUAACAGAUGUUGGUAUCACUACAUUAACGCGCCUGGCUAAAAACGUCUUUAAGAGAAGCAACUUUACAAGCGGUGUUGGUUAGAUGAUAAUUUAUUUAAGGUUGCCUAAAUUGCUUUACUGUGUGUCCAGGCUAUUCCUUAUUUGGUGCUACAUGGACAAGCCAGUGAAUUCAGACAUGACUUUCUUCUUCUGCUGCUCAUUCGACAAAGCUACCAUUUUAUGCUGCGUCCGUAAGAAUGACAAAACAUCACGAAGAUUGACAAAGGGACGGCUUAGUUGGUCGGUGGCCACCGAACUGCCAGCAGCUUUGCUUUCUAUAGUAUGAUGGUGAAAUGCCUAAUAGCGGUUCCCUUUAGUGUUUGUAUUCACGAAAAAACUGACUAGAGAAAGUUAGAUUUUGACGUGUAUAAUUCUUGUAGUCCGAUAGUAGUCACGUUUAUCGAUACAUCCAAUUGCAGAACAUGACACGGAAGUCUCUGUUCCGCUAUAAAGCCGCGACGUCCUCUUAAAUGGUCUCAUAACGAUGAGCAGUCAAUAACACCUGAAUGUUGGCAACGAAGAAAGUCAUCCUGAAAUGUUUUUGUACUUAUUUGCCAUCGUUAAUCAUCAAUAGCAACAAUAAAGACGCAAAUGUGAACGACAGUUCCCUAUGUCUUAACACUCAUAAUUAUUGCUGACUGGGCGACAAGCCUGGAGCUUAGCAAUAAGAUGUCUGUUUUAGUACCCAAUCAAUAAAAUGCCCGGGUUCAAAGUGCGAGUCCACCGGGACUGGGGCCGACGACGUCAAAUAAGCCAAUAAUAAUCAUUCGAUUUCUCCUGCUUCGGUUGUAACACUCCCUUGGUUUUUUGUAUUUACCGUAUUUGGUGUAGAAAAUGUUCAAUUCUAAGUACCGAACAGGUAUCGGUAAAACCGUAAUGGUGGAUUUUAAAACUCCUACCAUUGUUACUUGUGAUGACUUUUGGCUCCUUCUACCCUCCGAAGUUUGGCGUAUCAGCCGUCAUGAAUUGCUCCAUGUAUUUUUGUUCAAACUCAUUGUUCUCAAGCUAGCGUUCGAUAGCAAAGGAAACCAAAGUUAGACUAUGGGUUGAAGUGACCAAGCGUGAAAAAUUUCCUGAUGUAAAGUGAGGACCUGGGAGGUGUGCAAACUAAGGGAAAUUAGCUGGAAUUUAAUGUAAGCAAUCCUGUCUUGCUGUCGUAUUUUCAGCGACAGCUACGUGUUUUGGGUUAGUAACCGGAAGUAGUUUAAAGCGUAGGAGAAAUGACGGCACCCAGCGGUUACUCUGUGAAAUUGUCCGAAUGAAUGUGCUUAGCGGAAUUGCGCAUCUUGAAUUCAUUCUUUUAUAUUAAAGGCCAAAAAAGCAAGCCGGGUCUAAGUACGAAGACUUUAGGAUGUAAUAUGAGACGAGCGAGCGGUCCUUCGCUGUUUCACACUUUGCUCGACAAAUCACGUUUCUAAGAUACGCUGACGCCGCGAGGUAAGCGCGGAAAAAGCACUUGAAGGGCCGACUUUAGUGCUAACAUAUACUCGCAGACGGCAUUUUCUAGUAGAAACGGAAGACUCUUAGCGAAUCACAAAUUUGCUUGCAAAUUCUCUAAUGGCUUAAAGAAGAAUGCCGAGAGCAGCUUGAAAUGUUAUGAAUAAAGUCCCGUUUUCAAUUAGCCAUAUCUUUUCCUAAUUCCGAUCUGAAACGCCAACCAUAUCAGAGUUAGGAGAUAUUUCGUCGUUGUUGAAUUCGUUUGGUGUCGGUUGAGGAAUCAUAAUCUACUUACGUUUAAUUCGUUUACGUAGACCACUCAAUGCCAACAUAUAAUAACCAGGUAUGCACUGUACCACAAAGUAAAUCUUCCUUUCGAGAUCCGUUCACUCCUAGACUAGCUAAGCGCGACCAAGUAUUCAGUUCUACGCGUUCGCAUUAUUUUAAAAUGAUUUAGGCAUAGAGAUUUACAGCAUUCUGGCCUUGCUAAAACACUAAAUAUUGAGGAAACAAGUACGGAUCUAAGAAGAUACCGGGCACCUUAGUAUAGUGCAUAAAUAGGUUGCGUCAUUUGUAGACAUAUUUUCUAUAGUCGUCACGAGUUUUCUGAAGACGAGUUUGAAUGUGUUAUCGUAUCAACGCAUUGCGUUACUGAGUUAUGCUAGUCCAAUCGCGCGGAAGUAGCGUUAACCAUGAGCUGAUUCGUUAUGAAUUACAUGCCAUUCAAGCCUUGUCAGCGUCGAAACAUCGUGACACCGAAUAACAUUUUGCAGAUGAAAUUCAUUAAGGCAAUUCUAGAGACAACAUUACUCGAAAACUCCAGCCGUUACUCACAAAGAUUUCGAAAUUCUUUGCUCGUACAGCAACCUUCCAUCAUUAAUACGGGGUUGAUUUUGCGAAAGUAAUGAAGGACUGAACCGGCGGAAAAUUGUGAGCGUAUAUGCCUGUCUUGAUUGAUCGAAGAUUGUUACCAACGGGAUACAUGGACGUUCGGAAGGACGAUUUCUGGCCUACCUGCGGUGCCAGCAGGUCGUGUCUCAACAGGACCCGGACCGUUGGGUCAGAGACAGAGCGUUCGAAGUAACACUCAAUGGCCUAUGAGCGGUUGAGGUAUGCUGACCGGCAUAAAUAGGCUUUCGAGUUUCCGUUUUCGCUCGUACCAGUAAGCUUCCUUUAUCUUUGCGGCUGAUGUUUACCGGCUAUUGCUUGCUGUCUGCUGCACGACACCUGGUGUGGGUUUUGGGUAUUUAAUGGGAAAAUGAAGCUGAAUGUCGUACACUUCACUCCGCAACCAGGAUAAUUUUGUACAAAUAAUUCCUGGGGGUUUCCACUGACCCAGGCCACGUGAAAUUCCUGGUGGGGCCAGCUGAUUAGGCCCAGUUGCAUACAUAUUAUUGGUUAUUCUAUGGCCAUAAGUAUUACUCUGCUUCCAUCCAUAGUUUUGAGUCGCCACGGGUUCGCGUACGCGCAUAUUUUAUCAGACUCACAUAAAUUUUUAGGUAUUUAAUCAAAUUCGUGCGAUAUGCCGGUACCGGUCGGCCAUAAUUUAAUGACUCAUUUGUAGCUUUUGGACGCUGGUAUCGAGGCAGUUGCAUAUUCAGCAGUCGCCACCCAGACUAGCCACAUUUGCAGAACGAUUCAGUGCAUGCGCUGCCUUUCUUUUUAAGGGGAAGACCUCAUGUUUGCGACUCUUAAUAAUUUUGCUCGACCUCGGCCAUUGGAAACAGUCACAAUAGCUCCCAGAAAUUAUCGUUUUAACGAUAUUGCGCAUAUUUUAACAUUAAGACCUUCUACUCGGUAGUACAUAUCAGUUCACAGACGCAUCGACCUGACUGGGAAUGAUUGCAAUAUAAUCUUAAAUAUUUUACCUUAGCGCUCUCUUCCGCAAAUUCGACCUUUUUUCAUCAGACCUCAACUUGUGUCUCAAUGUAAUCUGAUUCCUUAUAUAAAGGCCGUUUCACGGAGUUUGGAAUCUGUAACUGGCUCCAGUUAUUUGAUAAACUAAGCUUGGAGCACAUAUUUGCAUGGGAUCAAUCUCUAGCGAUUACUUUAUAGAAGCACCCUUGUAGUGAGAAGCCAGAGAUAAAACAAUACUUCGUUGCAGAUAGGCUUACUUUGUCUAGCUUUCUGUUGAUAGUGUGGAAGGUCUUUAGGUAGAGCUUCGAUGGAUUCAUAAAGUUUACUUUCAUUAGUUCACACAUUUCCCCACGUACGUAGUAAGCUACCGUCUGCCCUAUUCUUGCAGAUAUUUUUAUAACCAUAUCUGAAUCUCCGUUUAAUCUUUUAUUACCAGGACUGCGAGGUAUACGCUUAUCUCCUUGAACAGAUUAGUCCACCCGAAAAGAAACCGUUCCUGCAUUCGGCUAAGGUAAGUCCAGUACCAUACUGAUUUAAAAAGUGGAUGCCGGGCUGUCAGGUUGGGUACCACAGUCGAAUAAAUUAGGAGUGACUUUCAAGGUGUUAUCAGGACAAGAUAAAGGUUCAUGAUGACACUUAGCAGCCUUGACACAGGGGCUCUAGAAAGUGGCACUAAAAUACGAAUCAUAGCCUACACUAAAGAAUGAUUCAAUUUAUAAGUCGGAAGAUCUGGUACGCAAAAGAUUAGGGACGCUUUAUUAACGAAUUAAUAUCUUUGGCGUGGAUUUCUUAAAUGCCUGCGUAUUUUGCUGCCCGAAAAGCUUUUAUGGCGUAUGUCAGAAUCACCCUAAAGACACGUGGACCGGUGUGUCAGAACUGCAAGCCCUACUUAACACAUAAACUUUAAUUUUGCCUACUGAAACGGUUUGAGUAGAAAGUACAAAUGCAGAUACCUUGAAUCCCGAACCUUUCGCAAGCGAAAAAUCCUUCUCAUCACCCCGAAUGGUUUUCACACCGCUUCUUGGCUCAAAUAAAUUUCCCUACCUUAAGCAACUUGUUGUCGCAGUCUAUUAAAGACCUCAUGCAGCCUUCCGCUUAUUUUAUUAGGCCGGAGUUUUGUGUCAUUUGUAUCGUUUUACGGGCAAAUUAACUUUAUCACACUCUCGUCACUGUCGGGUAUCACACAAAAAGCCAAAAGUUGCCUUUUUCAUUUUUUUCGAUGAUAUGCUCUUCAUCAAAGAACUUGCGUAAUAAUACAGAAGUGUCCGUUACACAGCUGUCUACAUGAGCAGAGAAACCAUCAUCAAAUUACGUCACAGUAGGGGAGGAAUGAACUUGAGAAAGACUAUCAUAGACAGUCUAUCAUAGACUGAUUUAUAUAAUGCUUUUUUGUUUUCGUAGGCAAUUUUGGACGCUGUAGAUCUGGUGCAGAGGGCUGAAAUGGUUCUUCAAAAUGCAGAAAAGCUCAAUUGCCGAGUGUUUGUGCAACCAAAAGACAUCAUAACUGGUUCGCAGAAGCUAAACUUAGCCUUUCUGGCUAAUCUCUUCAACACGAACCCCGCGCUUGAGAAACCCGCAGAAGUUGAGCCGCCGCCAAUUAUUGAGGAGACGAGAGAGGAAAAAAGUGAGUGUCCCUUCUGCCCUUGCCUCUGCGUGUGGUGCGGCUGUCUUACAAAGGCCAAAAACAUCCGAGUAGCACGCGUGUGGUUUCGCGGUAGCUAUGACCUUAAUGGCAUGGACAAGCUAAGAGAAAAGUAUCUAGCCGAAUGACAAGCCCCGUCUUGUACAAUCGCACCCUUAAUCCCAAUAAAUUGCACACUUUUUUGAAUAAAGGUCAUUCUACGUCCCAGUCUUCUGCUUAUAGACAAGGAGUAGCAUGAAAUUAGCACCCACGAAUUCACUAUUAAAAGUAUCUAAAACAUCCCUAAGUCCAACGUUAGCGAUUUUUUCAAAGGCUUAGUACUUCGAGACUAAAUUUGAAGUCAGUAUCAAGAGGAGAUCAGCUUUCUUUUUUAGUUCCACUUCCGUCCUCAACGAUUUCGCCAGUUUACUUUGUUUAGUAACAACUGGCUAUUAAUUGAAUUUGAUGUAGUGGACAAAUAUCAGCUGUAUCCCAAUACAACAUAACGACAUUAACUCACGUAGCUCGGAACGUUUUAAUUGAACCCGUUACAUUUAUGCAUGUCAGUGGAACACCCUGAAAUAAAGCAUUUAAUUAAACAAUGAAGCGUGAAUUCGCGGAUACUUUGACCUUGAAAUGAAUGCAUGUCUGGACGGAUUGCGAAGUACAUUUUGCCUUGAUAAAAGACACUAAUUUUCGGCCUCACGCGUGAAGGCGAAAUGAUUUCGUUAAACUCAUAAAUGAAAACUGACAAUCCUACUGUAGCUUUACUAGACCAUUUUAGAUGAAAUCACAUAUUUUGUCUCUUUCACCUCUUAACCGAAUAAGCUAUAGGUAAACCUCCUUCGAGCACUUUAAUGGGGACUGUGAUUUUUAACUGAUUCAAUAUCAGCAAUUAAAAUUUCGUCCGAAUGAGGACUUGCGGCAACCCGAUGAUGCGAUGAUUGAAAAAUUGGUUAAAGAAUUGGAGUGUGUGUAACAUUCUAACUUAAUGGUUGCGUGCAGUUUGCUUUCAAUAUGAGAUCGUGAUACGCUUACGACAUGGUGUUUCUUACGCCUUAGUCAAGUGCUAAUGUUGUAACCAUUGAGCAUAGGAUACUUACUGCAGACACUGUGCUCACUGUCAGCAUUUAAUCGGGUUAAAAUAAAUGCAGCAGCAUUUUUAUUGAUAUCAUGUGAAUUUCUUGAUACAAAAAUAAGCAGAAUAAUUGUUUAUCGAAUGAUAUGGAACACAAUAAACUGAGGAAAUGUUUGAUGGUAAAAAUAUUAGGCUCCCAGGUUCUGGCACUAAAUCAGAGUAAUUCGGUUAACCAGACUUUAAUCCCCAUGCGCACAAGCACCCCUUUGUCUGAUGGGUGUAUGAAACUGCAUAAAGCUCAUAAAUACAGUAGGUGGGAUAACUCCUGAAAUGUCAACCAAAAUUCCAAAAUGCGUUUUCGUUUCGAAAAAAGUAAUUAAAUAGGGUUGUAAAACUAAUCAUCGUGCAGCAUAAUUUGAUAAUAAUUUAGUUACCUCAGGAUGCCGGACUUCGAAAGAGCUUCAUCCCGGCCGCAUGCGAAAACUAUCAUCUGUAAAAAAUAACUGCUUAUGUAGCAUGCAUUUCCCUUAGCGAUUUUAAUGCCCUUAAAAAUGCAAUUAUAUUUCAUGAAAAACAUGUAUAAAAAUAUUUAUUCAUUUUCUCAUUCUGUAGGAAACGACGUCUUCUUCCAAUUUAAUACUCGAAGGACGGGUAUAAUUCGGUUUUCAAAAGCCUUUCAAAUUCCGGAAUAAUUGUAAACCCGAUCCGCCGUUACACUUGCAAUCAGGGUUUGGAAACUACAAGCCAUAUAUUUUCCGCGUACGGAAAACCAUACAUUUAUCUUCGGUAUUAAAAUGAAACCAUAUGGGGUUCAUAAAAUUAAAAAUGGAUUUGAGCCCCAGUGUUAACUUUACAAACUACAUUCGUGAAUGCAGAGACGUGACGCUUUAUGAAAGGUCAUUUCACGGUACUAGAAAAUCUCACAAUCAAAAACCCUCUUAAAACCGAAUUAUACCCUUACUUCGAGUAUUAAAUUGGAAAAAGACGUCGUUUCCUACAGAAUGAGAGAAAGAAUGAAUAUUUUUAUACAUGUUUUUCAUGAAAUAUAAUUGCAUUUUUAUGGGCAUUAAAAAUCACUGAGGGAAAUGCAUGCUAAAUAAGUAGUUAUUUUUUACGGAGGAUAGUUUUCGCAUGCGAGCGGAAAGAAGUUCCUUCGAAAUCCGGCAUCCUGAGGUAACUGAGUUACUAUCAAAUUAUGCUUCGUGAUGAUUAGUUUUACAACCCUAUUUAAUUACUUUUUUCAAACCUGAAACGCAUUUCGAAAUGUCGUUUGGCAUUUCGUGAGUUAGACCACCUACGUUAAUUAAUCACAACAUAAAUUACUUGUUUAAUUUAUUACAUGAUUUCGAACCCUGUAUCAAAAUUUGCAAAGCUUAGACCUAUCAGGACCUUCUUACCCAAAUUUGCGUUUUCUCUCAGAUUUUCGCAUUAUGUAAUUGAUAAGCAGUAAAGACGAUCGGUAACACAAGAGUAGAAGGUCCAUAGCUUUUGUACGACUUUCUCAACAAUCUUAUAUUUUCAAGGAGCGUUAAACAUCAAAAGCCCUCGCUAUUCAAACUGGCAUGUAACCGGGGCUUCUUUCAUGAUACACAACCUUUAAAGUGCUACCUUAAGGGUGCGUCGGUUGAACCUAAUGAGGACUAAUCAGAAUACUGUGGAACACAAGAUACUACGUAGUGGUCAAGGAAUACUGCAGGAUCUGUAGGCCCCUCAACACACAACUUCGGCUUCUCUAGAGAUUCUGUAUUUAGGUGGUUGUCGUCAGAAUAAACCUCACAAGAUUUGGAGGUUCUCAUGGAAUCCAUCUCCUUUUUGAAUCCCGAUAGAGUUAUGGAUGUCACCUUCGGCAUGAAUAAACGAAUUUUAAAUUUUAGGAUGUAUAGAACAGAGCAACUGAUUACUCCAUCGCAUUUACUCAAGUCUUUCCUAAUUAUACCUAGCACAAACUUUGCGGAUUCUAAAAUGUUUAGGUGAUCUUCAGUAAGGCAAAUCCAUUGCAUUCUGGGGCAUUUGGCACUCAGAGUAAAUAGGUACGACAAGGAGGAUUUUCCGGCUUACAGGAAUUUAUGUGCCAAAGACAUCGUCAUCCACCUAUACUUUACUUUCACCAUGAUAUAUUUUUUGAUCUUAAGACCAACAUUUGCUGGUGCAGUAAAAAGCGCUUUUCUUCAUCCAAGUUUCCUCUGAACGGACAAAACAGCCGUCAGAACGAGAACGUUUAUCAGUAUUUGUAGUGCCGGUUUAACCAAAAAUUUCCGAAGUUAUAUUGGCAUGUAAGUAACCUGGUCUCAUGAACGAUUUCAAAACAUCGUGUUUCUCGGUACUUUUGUAUAUGAGUGCUUACUCUGGGAUCGUUUGGCCAUUAAAAAUGGCCUGGAAACUUGAGCAAACAAUAAGAGGGCCACGAAGGUAACAAAAUCUUUAUCUAGGCAGUACCUAAAAAGCCUUCCACGGAAAGAUAGCGCUGAAAGCACUUUUUAAUUUCUUCUCGAUUCGCAUACUUAAAAUUGGAGUCCAGACAGAGGUUCCCCUGCGAUGUUUACUCUUUGAUCAUAAUAUCUCCAUCACGAAAUCAAAUGCUCAAAAAAGUCCAAAAUGAUUUUUCUUUUGAUGACGAGCAUUGUGAUACAAAAUUUGUUCGGUUGGAUCUUAUUUCGUAGCCGUACCUGCAGUAGACAAGCCUCACCCUAACCCUAACCCCUAACCCCAACCACUAACCUUAACCCCUAAGCCCAACCCCUAAACCCUAACCCUAACUCCUAACAGGUACGGCGUUGAAAUGAGAUCUCGCCAUUUGUCCCCUCCCAGAUUUUAAUAUGGCCCGCCCAUGAGAUGCGCCUUUGCUUGGAAUUUCAACUUAGCAUCUUUUGAAAGUAAAUACUGGUCGACGACCCCUCCUUGAGCUAUCAGAUUUCAUGUCAAAACAGCGAGUUUUGCUGCCUGGUGUUUCUAAUACAGCAGUCUAUGUAUAAACAAAUUUCCUGCAAUUUUUUUGGAACGGGGAGUAGCUGAUCACAAGAUAUGAGCAUGAGAAUAACUACAGUCGUUCACAACAUUGCUGGGAAAAUGAAUGCCUUCUUCCUCAGUUUAUACAACGACAGACAAGAAAAAUGAGCAUUUGAUGUAUUAUGUAUUUUGCGCUUUUGGAGGAAAGCUGGCCAUUUGUCGUGAGGUAAAAAAAGUUCCAUAUAGUCUCAAAUUAGGGCCUUUUAAUCUCUUGCCGAAAAUGUACACAUACAUUCUGGGCUAAAUAGUUUGUGGUUCAUAGAAGCUCAUACGUUUUCAGUAUUUACUGAAGACUUAGAAGACUUGAAAAAAAGUUAUUUUUUUGCUAUGUUUACGAGUAAACCGGAAGAGGCGCUUAUUGGACAUCGAAGAUUUGGCGGUGGCUUGAGAUAAUCAGGCCGAUCUGUCUGUCAAGAAGCAUACUGUAAACAUGAUUGAAAGUAUAAGUCGUCGUGAGACUAAUUAAUCCGCAAAUCCCUUCAUCACCUCCCUUGUCGUGAUGAUCUCUAAGUUUAUGCUGAUCUAUACAAAGAAUAAGUUAAUCGUGUUGGCCUGAAAACUACUUUGUCUGUCUUUCCAGGCCCUAGAGAGUGUUCGCGAUCAGGACAUUAGACGUACGAAAGACCUCAAGAAAGCCUCCUUAUUAUGGGCAAAGAACAGUUACUCGGACGUGCUGUUCGAUUGCCUUACUUUCCCUCCUCUUUUAUAGUCAAAACCAAUUUCCUGCAUUCUUAAGUACGGCGGGAUUUCUCAGAGUAAAGUGUCAAAAGUUUAUUGCCCGAUAUGACAAAAGGGGAACAGAGAUAGUCCAAACGCAAGAUCAGGCGAACAUCUUCAUUCAAAUGUGUUCAGUCAACAGCCUUCGUCUUGAAAACCGGAGUUUCGCGUAUCGAUACAUCCAAUAACCGAAGGCAACGUAGAAAUGCCAUUGAAAUUUGGAAAUUUUGAGGUUGUUAUAAAUAAUCUAGACGGGUUUCCGCCCGUGGUAAACAAAAUAACCUGACCUAUUGCGGACGGCUCGUUUCCAACGUAUCAGACAAUUUGGAAUGCCAAUUUCACAAAUGAGAAAGCGUCUUAUAGAGGGUCGUGAAAACGUGGCGCUUGAUAAACUCGAAAGCGUUUUCUUAUCAAGCAUCACAUAAAUUUGGAUCAUCCAAAUUAUCACCAAUAUAAAGGAGAAAUUAUUUUUGCCAUUUAAUGAUAAUAGUGAAUGGAUUUAAUGCCCCUUUGCAGGCAUUGUCAAAAAGGUAUUGCAUUGUCGUAUUUUUACUCUGACAACUACCUUAAAGCCUCUUCGUUAUCCUCACGCAACAGCCGUCGCGAGGCUUUUUGUUUAUUUCCCCGGCACGUACAAAUAAACAUCAACAAUAACUUUCUUUAAUCAAAAUUGCUCCCCAAAGUAAGUAACCCCGGCCAUAAACCAUACCCCUGCCGAAAAUCGAAUUCCCAACUACAACUAAAGCGCGGUUGAAGCCUAACGAGGUGAAUACAGGCGAAUGUUCGAAUUCCAGGUGUAUUUUCUAAAAGCGAGGAGUGGUUUGUCGCCGGAACCAUUUUUUAUUUGAAAAAGUCGGUUGGCGAACAGAUGUUUUCGGUAAUUCCUCGUCAGGCCAAUCCAGUUACACGGAGAAUGAACUUGCGAGUUAUUGGCAGGAUUUAAGUAUGUCUUAGAGAGCUUUCAAGCUCAUGUAAAAAUCCAUUGUCAGAGAUAAGAGUGGCAACAGAACAGGCACCAGUUAUAGGGUGUAUGCGCCAAUCAAACAGCAGUGGCGCAGGUCUGGAAGUGCAGGACUCUGUAUGCCAGCGCUAGUCAGACUGAAAGCUUGAUCAGAUCGCGCAUAUAUGAACAUAGGCUGACGGUGCGACAGGGUGGCGGAUUAUCAAAAGUAACUGAUCGCGCCUACGCAACGGGUCACGAAUCUAGCGUCGCGGCCAAAAUUACAGAAUAAGUCGAGAAUUGAUUGAAGGCUAGGCCUCGGAUGAGAACUCAGCCAGUUGAUGUAUCGAUCUUGCGCCGACACACAGAACUCCACACAAUCACCACCCGACCUCAGUCACUGACGUUUGACUGGUUCAUACCCCUUAUAACUUGUGCCAGUUCCGUUUUCGCCUUUAUCUCUGACGGUGGACUCCUACACGAAUUCAGGAGCUCAGACAAAUAAAGAAAUGGUUCCGGCGAUCGAACAGUCUCCUCCCACAGUAAUAAUGCUAAACAAAGCUGCUGGCGAGAUUCUUGUUCAGUGUCAGCGGUGUAAAUGAACAGAAUAGUUUAGAAGUCCGUCAGUCAAAACUUGGAUCAGUCCUGUUCAGCAAACAGCCUCACGUCACACCGACCCUCCAUAAUCAUUUUCUGUUAACUAUGAUUGAGGAAAACAGAUUAAAAUGGGCGCAGUAACCUAACACUUUCGUUUUGAUUCUUAUGGCCAACUGUCUUCACUCACUCCAUGGCAGAAUUUUACCCAAUCCUGACCAAUACGUAAACCUUGCUCACUGGUAGUUCUUGCGUCUCCAGUCAAUUAUUAUAGUGUUGACUUGAUAAAAAAUUUAAGUCUUCAAAGUUUUCGUGCUAUGAUAACUUAGUGAGGUUAGUUGUAAAGCUUGCAGUCGGGCGAUUUGCGCUCAUUUUACUUCUUCUAAUUUUGAGUUCUUUUUACAGCAGCGGUCACCUUAAACCUAUUGGGAAAUAGGGUUCUCUUUAGACGGCUGACGAGCUUAGAAAGAGAAAAUCAGCAGUUUUGACUGUGUUAUAUUGGCCCUUUUGCCGUGUAAACUGAAAUUACCUUGGAUUAAGGCCAUGAGAAGACUGAAAGCUUCGGAGAGCAAGUGGUCUUCCCUGCAAGACCAAAUUUACCAGCCUUCCAUUACUAUAAUGAAAGUCUUACAAUAAAUAAUGUCCUAAGGGACCAAUCUCUGGGACCCUUUGUGCACGAAUUGCCCCUAUCUGAUAUUGUUUCUAAUGAUGGGUUAAAGCGAGAGAUCAAAACUCCGGGCAAACAGAGUUCUUGUUUGAACGAUCGCGACUACUUCUUCUCAGCCCCUCUUUUAUGUUUGGCUGUCAUGCAUUUGAGGCUUUGAUCGGAGAGAAGUACACUUUCCUACUGUCAGGGCUGACAAUUCGUAGCUAUUUCCUAAAUUUCACUGAAUCCCUUUCUGCUUAAACAUUUGGAUUUCUAUAUACGCCCUGGCAAAAUCAGUGUUUUAUGGAAACACUUUACAAAUAAACUGCACUAGCGAAGAUUGCAUAUUCAGGGACGUGUUUACUUACGCUAGUGAUGUGUCCCAACUACUUGGAUGCUUUUACCGAUGCUGAAUAGCGGGAAUAUAUUAUUCUCAACGUUCCCACGCCUAAGUUGAAUCAGCUCGGUUUUAAAAAAGGCAAAUCUUCUGAUUUUUGCAGAAGCACUCGGUCAUCUAAGAGUAAUGUUUCAUAGUGUAAAGUUUUUAUGACAGUUAGUUAUUUAUUCGCCCUUCAACGCGCUCACAUAUUCAUACAGUACGGCAAACCACCGCAAACUCAGAUUUUUCGGUUUUUCUCAAGUCGCCCAAAAUCCACAAGUCCAUCGUGGACUACUAUUAAAUUUAAGGCGUUUUUAAAAAUGACUUCUGGGACCAUUUGGAAUAGCAAGCUCUUAAAGCCCUUUAAACAAGUGAAUAAGACAAGCGUUUUUAAAGAAUGCCUUUGCUGACAAAACAACGAGUACUGUGCUGUGAUGUCAUUUCCGGUUAUUUCUUCAUAAUUUUCGGUAACCAUGGUUGGGAGACAAAUGGGACCAGAUGGAUCAAAAUGCCAUAUAGAACUUGCGUCUAGUAAAGCUUACUCUCUCAACAGCUCCCAAGUGAACUGUUAGCCUCAUUAGGUCAGGCUUGACAAGAAAGAAUGCCCGGAAUCAAAGUCUUUCAGCAUAUACCAUUUGCCUACGGCCUGUUUAAUUGGUAUUUGCGUCUAAAAUGCAUUUUUCAGCAAAAAAUUGUAAAUAGGAUAUUUUCAUGAAAACCCGGAAGUCCAAUAUGUAUCGUUCACUGGCCAUAUAGUGAAAACAAUCUUGACUACUUGCACGCUAAUGUAACUUACCGACCCGAUAUUUAGUCCUAAAACUCUGCGAAAGAAGCAUGAGAAGGUAAAAGUACUUCAUAUUUCCUUUUUUAGUUGUUUCAUACGUGGAUAUUUUUAGCAGUUUCGUGGGCCAUCCAUCUCGUUUCCCCUUGCGCAACUUACGGCAUUGUGGAAUAUUGGUUUGACAAUUUGCUAAAAAAGAGCUGGAUUUCUUAGAGGCCUUAAUCCGUAGUACAAAAUAUUGAAAAACUUUGCAUCUCUUUUUGUGGAGGAUCCAACGAACUGUGUGACAUUAACGUAUUUGGCACAAGACGACUAGUUGAGGCAGUUGUUUCAAAAUCCCUGACUGCGCCAGUAGUUAAAUGUCCAUAAAACAAGCUCAGUUUUACUCGGAAUCUGUCAUCGUAAUGAGAAGCUGACCGAUAAUAUCAUGAGAUAUCCAUAACCGACGUUUUUCCGGGGACCAAAUAUAUCUAGACUUGGUCGCUUGAGUCGGUGGAAAUGCAAAUAGGAGAACAUAGACCGGGUAGUUUCGGCCAUCAAACAUAUUUACAGUUGUGUCUUGCGGUAGUUCUUUUUGUUUUAUCUAUUCGCAGAGAAAAAUAUAUCGGAAUUAGUUUGAAUGUAUCAUACAUGUUCUUAAAAAUCUCCAGUUUGACCUCUGCGUGAUUUUCCUGAGGGACGCUCCACUAGCAAAAGCACAAGGUCAAAAACAAUCUUUUUAGGAAUAACCAACUACUGAGCAUACUGUUUCAGACUGCACGCCACUAAUAAAACCUCCGUGCAUCUUAGGAGGGAAAAUAUUCAGCAGAGGUAAUUGUCCCCAUGUGAUGCCUUCUAAGCUGACUGGGCUCAGAAAAUUCGUCAGGUCUUCGACAAAGCCUGCAGAAAGCGCGAUUUCUGUCCCCUAACGCCAAAGCAGAUUUUUCGUCAUGUGGAAAUUUCCGACCAACCGCGCAAUCUGCCUCACCCAAUGCAUAACCAUCCUCACUUCGCCACGAUUACGACACUGAUAUCUAAUCAGCAGACCGUUCAAACUCGACCGCAUUGGCCUUUUGCGUGAGCAGGCGUUUUUGUAAACGUUUUCGCUACGCCCUUGCUAACUGAUGCUAUCUUGUAGGCACACGAAAUCAAGCCUACCUGCUGCUGACCGCGUAGGCAGCGGCAAUUGCGCUAGCGCUUGUGCGUGCGUGUUUCCCUGGUGCACAUAUUUGACGUAUUUACAGUCUCUUGUGUCUCCACCUUUGCCACUCUCUCCACCAAAACCACUCACUUUCUUUUUUGUGUACCCCACCCCCUGUCGCGCUACCUCGACACAGCCUACCGAAACUGGAUUAACUCGAUGGGGCUGAAGAACGUGGUCAACAACCUAUAUACCGAUCUUUUCUGCGACACCAUUAUUUUUGAGCUCUACGAUCUUAUCAGGCCGCGGACUGUGGACUGGUCGCGUGUGACCAGCGACUUUGCGGCAGCCGAAGCAAAGGCAAAGUUCCAGCAGCUAGGUGAGUUACCUUCCGUGGCAUCCGGUGUCUGUCAGACUGGAAAUGAUCUUUGGAGGGAAAAUAAUCCUGACGUAGCACUACAACAGGGAGGAAAGUUGAAGUCGUGAUAGAUGCUUCGCAUAAAAGACCAGGAUAAAGUGGCGUAAUGUAUUCCCGUUGAACAGCAAUUUACUUUGAGGGGAGGGGUUAGGAUCGAGGGGGGCAACAUCAUAGCCGCAAUGCUGUUUCCGCUUGUGUGCGGUAAAAAAACAAAUGCGCAUUUUUACUGUUCCGUUCCUCUCCAUCGUCCCCACGAGGUCGACAAGCACCGAAUAGGUGCGUGCUCUUAAGACCCUUGGCACAGUGGGCUAUGUUUGAAAGUAAGACAGUAGCGAAUUCAAAUUCCCUUUGCGUAGCCUUGAAUAACUGAAUAAACAGACUGUUUGGUAGUUUUGGUUGCGGUUCUGUUCAUUCACCCGGUGCAAAUAUAAUCUUUAGGUGUGAAUAUAAUCAAAGUUGCGCACAUUCUACGGAAUGUCUGCGUAAAUGAAGUUAGUUUUCAAAAUCCGCAGUCAAUCACUAUAAAAUGAAGUUGGGAUCACUGUUUUGAGUACAGGUUAUCAGAUUACUGAGUGGUCCUUUUAUUCGCAAAAGAAUUUAGAAAAAAACAGAUGCCAAGGACCAGUUUACCACAAACUGAACGGGGUUACGGAAAAUUAGCUAGCCCAUUUUCGCUAAAGUGAAUAGCACAGGGAAGUCUUCAAGGUACAUUGAAUUAGCAGCCACGGGUUAAUUAAUCACAUACAUCGACCACAGCGGAUACAGUGUGCAGCGUAUUAUCACUUAUGUUUAUCUGUCCUCUGACACGAUUAGCUAGUUUCUGCCAAAAGUAGGCGUCUGCCCACUUAGAGCGAAUGGCUGUUUCCACCAAAGAGCCACCCCCAGAACGGGUUGUCUAUCAUUACCAUUAUCAUAUCUACUAUUUUAAUUUCCUGCAAAUUUAGGCAAUCCAUUGAAUUGACCCCUAUGCUAAGUGCGAAGUUUUAUUGAAAAUGCUUAUGAAGAUCGAGAUUUUUACGAGAUUGGUUUCGCUUAGACUUGUAUAAAGCAGCACACAAAUGCGUAGUGUCAAAGGACAGAAGAUAAAAGGUUCGUCUUUUUGAUAAAGACUGGUGGAGAAUACUGUGUGUACUGGUUACAAGUAUUUACACUCGGACAGACAAUAUAGACUAACCAGCUAAAAUAUCGGUAGUUUUGAGCAAAUUUUUAAUUAAUUCACUUUAUUUUCACUAAAAUUAUCCAAUUGCCCGAAGCCUUCUGAGGGUUCACAGCCUUUACCACCAUUUACAUUGUUACUGCCGUCCUGCCUAUUAAACUGUCGGUCGUCAGGUCAUAGCGCCAGUCAUCAGUCGCCAAAACCUGUCCACCUAAGAAUUGAAACAGAUCGUCGGACGCCUUCUUUUGCAGGCCUGCUGGUGGUAUUUGCCAACCCACAUCAGUGUACCAUUUGCAAUUUUUUGGAAAAAAUAUAGGCCGUAGUAGACCGGUGGUGUGAAACUGAGUUAUCACAACACCACCAAUGGUGGGUUAAAUUCACCAAACGUUUUUCCUCAUUUAGCAACUGGAGGUAUGAUCAAAUUAUUCGCUGGAAGUAGUAUUUUCAAAUGCUAUGUUGUGUUUUCCCCCACUAGAAAACUGCAAUUACAUUGUGGAGAUCGGCAAACGAUCAGGAUUCAGCUUGGUAGGCGUGGCUGGAUCCGACCUGAAAGACGGCCUCGUCACACCCACUCUGGCAUUGCUAUGGCAGUUGAUGCGCGCCUAUACACUCUCGCUGCUUGCUCGGCUAGCUAAGGGCAGCGAGCCCUCGUAUCCACGGGCCCAAUCUCCAGUGCUGGGUGUGCCGCUCAUAGCCGAGCAGGAAAUAAUCGACUGGGCCAACAACCGCCUUAGACUCGGAAAUAAAGCUCGUUUCCUCUCUAAGACUGCCGGUUUUGGAGAUAUCGAGCUGCGCACGAGUCUGUUGAUCAUCGAUCUGUUGGAUUCUAUUCGGCCGGGUUGCGUGGAUUACUCUGUCGUAAAUAAGGGCAACACGUCCGAGGUAAGUGAUUCCCUGUUUUGCCUGCAAGAUUUCAGAUAGAAUCUCUAUUGCCGAACCUGGUAGAACGCCUGUAAAAGAUUAAAACCGCUCACGAAUAAGGUAAGGUAUACAGAGGUGGUACUUCUAUAUGGCGUGCGUUUAUGAACUAACUCGGCUCACUAGCUCAUACCAUUAAACACAUCCGUGCAUCCAUUGGUUACAAGAAACUGUUCGGGCCGACUCACGGCGACCUUUUUGACAGUAGGCUUACUGCGAUGUCUUAUACCACUGGCAAAUCUUGCGUGGCGCGCCAUAUUGUAGACUGUAUGGCCCGGUACAUAUUUUUGUACAAGCAGCUGAAUAAAGUACUACCAACUUCAAAGAUUCAACUAAACGAUAUUUUAAUUUGCAAAUCUUUCAGCAAUUUGCUUGACAUAUCUGAAGAAUGGCCACAGCAAAAUGCUUAAACUGGGAGUAUGUCAGAGCAACUUUGAAUGCGCACGAGUUCCUAUUUAUUCGGUAACAGGUAAUUUCUACUGGAACCUUGAAUCGGCACCAUUACUACUAAUUGCUAAAUUAGUCGCGGAGAGUCCUCGCUGAAAGCAAGACCACGGUCCUGGUUCUACUGCAGAUUUCCGCUUGCAGGUGCAAUCCGAUCUUCGUGAACGAUGACGUUCAUCGUGUGGUCCACGGAGCGGACGGGAGAUGGUGACUUGCAAGCGAAUUAGUUUAUAGUGAGGCGCACUUUCAUCGUAUCUACCAUACUUAGUCCUCGCUCACUCAUCUUGCUUCAGUGGUAAGAUAAUGACACGAUGGCUGGAGGCACGGUAGGGCGUGGUUGUUGACAAAGCUAAACAACCCGUAUAUGCGUACCACACACGAAGACGGAUCGAAUCUCACCUGCGUGAGAGCGUCAUGUUAAAGGGAAGCUAUUGAGCCUGAUUCCCAAUUAUGAAAAGGAUCGAGUUGCCUUGUCAAUUGGCAGCCCUCCAAGACACGACUCUUAGUGCACCGUGAUAGACUCAAACGCGUCAGAUUUACUGUAGGGAGAAAUACGCAGAAGUGCCUUGGGGGUGGAUUCCCUAUGCCGACCUCUCUCCUUCCUCUUUCACGCACGAUUCGACUCCCCGAGCCUGUCAGACUCUUGGUGUCGUAAUUGGGUGUGGUUGCUGACGAGGUGUGCCACCAUGUCGCCAUGCACAACAUUAGUUGUGUGCUCGUCUGAAUUCUGCGCAACCUGCUCAACGAGUGUCACUAGCCAAUCUGGUCCCCCCGGUUUCGCAUAGUGCAUCGAUAGUGCAGCUCGGUGUGUGGGACCAAGACGACAUCCGCCGAGGGUAAUCGACGUUUCGGAUGAAUGCUGCAUUAGCAAAACCAGCCAAUCGGUUUUCCAGAACCCAUCGCCUGCUACCGACUCUGUGUAGAUGACGCAAACUGUUGCCAGGCGGCCAGAAGACAGUGCUUAAUACCACUGAACUUCGACUUCCUGUGCGGAGUGGACAUCCCCUCCCGGUAUCUCUAAGUUCUCCUUGAACAGUGGUGAUUGGGAUAGUCGAACUAUUUUGUCUGCCACCGGUGCAGGAAUUCUAAAAAUCUGCAACCAAGCCCAGCCAGUAAUGAUGUUAGCAGGCAAAAGGUUGAACAUACCCGAGAAUUAGAUAACCAUGCCUGAGAGGUGCACUCGCCAGUCUUCAAUAGAAAUUGCUGUUUAGCACGUCGACUCCCGAAUAAAUACAGAACAGCUAACAUUACGUUCUUCGAUUCGACACAUGAGAAACAAAUUUAUGGUAUAAGACUAUAGUUUUCUUUUCACAAUUCUCAAGAAAAGAAUCCACUCUAACUACUGGCUCCUUUACUAAACAUCCAUGCAUUUUAGGGCUGAAUUAUAUUUAGGCAGUCGAGAACAGCCCGAAGAUAUCCUACGAAACUAUUACAACUUACUGAGCAACGUCUGCGCUUUUUUGCGUCAAACGUAGAGUUAGUUUUACUGGAAUUUUGUAAGGUCUUUGUUCAAAAGGGUGUCUUGAUGGGUUAAAACACAAAAAGGAGGCAUCAAAAUAAAGUAUACUAAAUAGAAAAUAGAAAAGUCUGGACACCUUUAAAUAACUGUCCUCCAAAACGUAAACAGGCGACGGAAGAAAUGAGAUGUAAAUCCACAUAGUCCUGCUCAAAUAGACUUAAAAUUAGAUUUGUCGGUGCGCAGACAGAGAACUGGAAACACAAUGUUUCGGAAAAUUAGUUUAUCAGAGCGUGCAAUGCUGAGAGGCCAGAGCCGCCUCUUUCAUCCUUCUCAACUCUCACCUGUAAUUUGAUCAAGCAUUUGCCAGUGGGGAUUUCUUCUGCGGAAACAGCAGAAAAUAGUUAAAUACAAAAUAUGCGCUUUGCUUCAUCAUCUCCCAGUUUGCGACAAAUUUCGCAUCUACUUUUAUAGGGAGAAACUCCCAGCAAGAAUAGCGAAUCGGCUCGUCACGGAAGUUUGAUCUAGUUUUUACAGGCACAACUUGGACCUACAGAGGUUUAUAAAAGAACGGUUUUCUUUUAGACUGCUGGUUGGCCUGUUGCCUUCUGGUAUUUGUAGUAGGUACUCGCAUAUCCUUCUUGGGUUCAUGAAAUAAAUGGGUGGGCGAAAUCACAGAACAAAUGUGAUGGCCUUGGCUUUGAUAUUGUAGACAUCGUAAUACUCAGUGGGAUUUGAGAUAUUUAACCGAAGUCCGAAGUAGUUCUCAUCGGUUCCGGUGUCAGAAUGGUUUUGGUUUCAUAAAAUCUGACUGAAGGCAAAUAAACAGAUACUUACAAAUGGCAUUCAAGCAGAUUUGAUAAACACACCUGUUGAAGUCCCAUUUGAAGGUACGAUUAUGUCCUCAACAUUUAUGAAGUUUAAAAAAGUCUUGGAUAACUAGAAGUACUGAAGUUCACCGGGUAACCUUUUUAAAGCUAGUUCUAAAAUGGUGCGUCAAACACUAACCGAUUACAUAACGAAGAAGGCCGAUAUUUUUAGGAUUAUUUUAUAGAAAGCAUUGAGUGAAGUUAUUCAAGUCGACUUUUCGUAUGAAGUUUAAUUCGAAGGUUAAAUCUGAAAAUUAAAUUCGGACUUUUUUGAUCUUAGGUCGUAUGUUUGUUGUUCUGUUAACGCGAACUUAAUCCCUUAACCUAACGCUAAAAGGCAGUCGUCAGCAUAAAUAAAAUACUUCCAGACUUGGGCUCGGAUGAUACGUCACUCACAUCAUUGAGAAAACGAGAAGAAAUUUGGCUGGUACUCGCAUAAUCUGGAAAUCUACGAGGAAUCCCAAAGCCUCGAAUUUAACGCCCCGCAUCGAAGUUCGAAACAAUGCUACCGUAACCCCAAACCCCGUUCAAAAUGCAGGGCGGUCUUUUUGCCAUAAAGCUGCCUGGUUUUGUUGACUAGACACAAAUCAUCAAGGGGUAUUUACAUCGUGGCACAGACACGGGCUUAAAAACUCUACCGGAUGCUGCGGAGCAUUUAACAAAAAUUGAAAUUACUACGUACCGGCAAUAAGUAUGAGGUCGAAAAUUCCUUCGAAUGUCAGUACAUACCAAACUAAUUUGGCAGUAGUGCAAACUGUCGCAAAUUUUCGCUUAGUUAAUGUAAGGCAUUUAAGUUAAUGCCAAAGACUUAUAAAUCAGCGUCUGAAUUGACCAACGUCACACAUUUUGAAAUCCCGAAUUUGCAUCAAUUUAAGUUUUUUGUUUAGUUUAAAGCUGAUGAUAUCCUACUGUAAUAAUGACUCAGGCAUUGUUAUUGCUGAUUUCUUUCCUCUUUUAUCGAAGGAAAGACUGUCGAAUGCUCAGUACGCAGUUGCCGUGGCAAGGCGUCUGGGUGCCAAGAUAUAUGCCGUCCCUGAAGAUAUAACAGAGGUCAAAGGAAGCAUGGUAAUGACGGUCUUUGCCUGUUUGAUGGCGAUUGACUUGGAGCACGCUGAUAAAAAAGCGCCACUAUCUCCUUCGACAGACAACAAAACAGAAGUGCUAAAUAUCGACAUCACAAAAACCGAUACUCCAAAAGGCAUAAAAACGACCAAUCUUGAUUUCCAGGAUGACCAUCCGACUGAGGUGCUCUCUUCCCCCAGUAAGGUCUGUCUACAGUGUGGGCAUCCUGAUUCAAAUCGACAAAAUCAUAUCGGUCCGGAAUCUCUAAGCGUGCAGAAGGAAGAUCGAAAAAAAUCAAGUCCCUGUGAGAAUAUAACUUCAUCAAACGACGUAAAUAAUUCCUCAGCUCAAUGUGUAAGGAUGCCUACGACAAGCCAACCUCGCCAGCUAGCAGUAGACACGGAGUUUCGGACACCAGAAGGACCCACGCUGGUCGAGAGUAGCACGUCCUACGAGCCACCUAUCUAUCGGUACUUUGGAUCGCCCCCUGCACGACGAACUCGUCACUUCGAAUUCUUCUCAUCACCCCGACUCUAUCGCAGUGAGCUCACAAAAUCAACUAACGCACUGGAUGAUAUUAAGACUCAAUCACCAUCGCGCUGUACCGUUCGAGAUGAGGCACCCCCGAAGCCAAGUCUGCAUCCGCCUAACCCAAAGCUCAUUUCAAAGCUUGCGCGUAAGGCCCAGGAAAGGGGUAUACAGUGUGAGAACCGAGCAGCAGCGACCUCGCCUAACUGGAACAGAGUUUCGAAGAAGAGUGAAAUUUUCGCGGCGUCUGUGCGUGAGGGGGCAGCAAGCGUGUAUCAUGCACCAGCUACACGUGGCCGCCGCGAUGUUCGAUCACCGACGCGUUCCGGCUUCGCAGCAGCCUACGAGGAAUACGCCCAGAAGACCGUAGAAGCGGUCAAAAGACAAUCGAGCAGUAUGGGUGGCCGCAGCAAUGGCGGUCGGGUAUUCAUGGCAGCGGAUAUCCCCAAGUAG